CAGGCUCACUCAUAUACGGCGUGCGGGCCAGGGCUGUGUGCUCGCGAUGGCAUCUGCUCAGUGGCCCUGCCUCCUUUUGGUCCUGUCCUCUGGCUUGGUGGCUUCUGGCUUCCAAAAAAGCCCCUCCCGGUCGCUUGGGAAACGGAGCCUCCCGGAUGGGGUGGUCAGAGGCAUUGAGGUCUACAGUACCAAGAUCAGCUGCAAGGUGACCUCCCGCUUUGCUCACAAUGUUGUCACCACGAGGGCUGUCAAUCGUGCAGACACCGCCAAGGAGGUGUCUUUUGAUGUGGAGCUGCCCAAGACAGCCUUCAUCACCAACUUCACCUUGACCAUUGACGGCGUCACCUACCCUGGGAACGUCAAGGAGAAGGAGGUCGCCAAGAAGCAGUAUGAGAAGGCUGUGUCCCAGGGCAAGACAGCUGGCUUGGUCAAGGCCUCCGGGAGGAAGCUGGAAAAAUUCACCGUGUCAGUCAACGUGGCUGCGGGCAGCAAGGUCACCUUCGAGCUGACCUACGAGGAGCUGCUCAAGAGGCACAAGGGCAAGUACGAGAUGUUCCUCAAGGUCCAGCCCAAGCAACUGGUCAAGCACUUUGAGAUCGAGGCAGACAUCUUCGAACCCCAGGGCAUCAGCUCGCUGGACGCAGAGGCCUCAUUCAUCACCAAUGACCUCCUGGGAAGCGCCCUCACCAAGUCCUUCUCAGGAAAAAAGGGCCACGUGUCCUUCAAGCCCAGCUUGGACCAGCAGCGGUCCUGCCCUACCUGUACAGACUCCCUCCUCAACGGCGACUUCACCAUCACCUACGACGUGAACAGGGAGUCUCCAGCCAACGUGCAGAUAGUCAACGGCUACUUUGUGCACUUCUUUGCACCCCAAGGCCUUCCAGUGGUGCCUAAGAAUGUGGUCUUUGUGAUUGAUGUCAGCGGCUCCAUGUACGGUCGGAAAAUGGAGCAGACAAAGGACGCCCUGCUCAGAAUCCUGGAGGACGUGAACGAGGAGGACCACCUGAAUUUCAUCCUGUUCAGUGGCCAGGUCACCACGUGGAAGGACAGCUUAGUCCGAGCCACUCCGGAGAACACCCAGGAAGCCAGGGCGUUUGUGAAGAGUAUCAAAGACCAAGGAAUGACCAACAUCAACGACGGGCUGCUGAGGGGCAUCAGCAUGCUGAACAAGGCCCGGGAGGAGCACAGAGUCCCAGAGAGGAGCACCUCCAUUGUCAUCAUGCUGACCGACGGGGAUGCCAAUGUUGGGGAGAGCAGACCGGAGAAAAUCCAAGAGAACGUGCGAAACGCCAUUGGGGGCAAAUUCCCCUUGUAUAACCUGGGCUUUGGCAACAAUCUGAAUUAUAACUUCCUGGAGAGCAUGGCCCUGGAGAACCACGGGCUUGCCCGGCGCAUUUACGAGGAUUCUGAUGCCAACUUACAGCUGCAGGGUUUCUACGACGAGGUGGCCAACCCGCUCCUGACGGGUGUGGAGGUGGAGUACCCCGAGAACGCCAUCCUGGACCUCACCCAGAACGCGUACCAGCACCUCUAUGACGGCUCUGAGAUCGUGGUGGCUGGGCGCCUGGUGGACCAGGACGUGAACAGCUUUAAGGCGGAUGUGAAGGGCCAUGGGGCCAUCAAUGACCUGACCUUCACAGAGGAGGUGGACAUGAACGAGAUGGAGAAGGCUCGGCGGGAGCAGGACUACAUUUUUGGGAACUACAUUGAGCGGCUCUGGGCCUACCUCACCAUUGAGCAGCUGCUGGAGAAACGCAAGAAAGCCCGUGGUGAGGAGAAGGAGAACCUCACGGCCCAGGCCCUGGACCUGUCCCUCAAAUACCACUUUGUGACCCCACUGACCUCCAUGGUGGUGACCAAGCCCGAGGACAGUGAGGACCAGACGGCCAUCGCUGACAAGCCCGGGGAAGGGCCUGUGGACGCAGUGACCCCCUCCUCCGCUUACCUGACCAGCUACCAGCCCCCUCAGACACCCUACUACUACGUGGACGGGGACCCCCACUUCAUCAUCCAAGUCCCAGAGAAAGACGAUGCCAUCUGCUUCAACAUCGAUGAAGCCCCGGGCACGGUGCUGCGCCUCAUUCAGGACCCUGUCACAGGCCUCACGGUCAAUGGGCAGAUCAUCGGUGAGAAGAGAGACAGCCCUGAUUCCAAGGCCACAAAGACGUACUUCGGUAAAGUGGGCAUUGCCAGGGCCCCCAUGGACCUCCGGAUCGAGGUGACCCCGGAGAAGGUCGCCAUAUGGAACGGGGCUGCACAGAGCAUCUUCAGCUGGCUGGACACAGUCACCGUCACACAGGAUGGGCUAUCCGUGAGGAUCAACAGGAAGAAGAACAUGGUGGUCUCCUUUGGCGAUGGGGUUACCUUUGUGGUUGUCCUGCACCAGGUGUGGAAGAAACAUCCUGUCCACCAGGACUUUCUGGGCUUCUAUGUGGCAGACAGUCGCCGGAUGUCGGCACAGACACAUGGGCUGCUGGGACAAUUCCUCCACCCCUUUGACUUUAAAGUGUCUGAUGUCCACCCGGGCUCUGAUCCCACGAAGCCAGAUGCCACAAUGGUGGUGAAGAACCACCGGCUGACAGUCACCAGGGGCUCCCAGAAAGACUACAGGAAGGAUGUCAGCACCGGCACGAAGGUUGCCUGCUGGUUCGUCCACAACAAUGGGCAAGGGCUGAUUGAUGGUGUCCACACCGACUACAUUGUCCCGGAUCUGUUCUGAGCAGACACGCCAGCUCCUGCUGAGAUGGCUGCCUCGGCUCACCUGGCGUGUGGACAGGGACACAGAGGGGGACCGAGGGAGGGCUCGGACAAUAAAGGCCGAGGGCAAGACUGCCA
This is a messenger RNA of Manis pentadactyla (Chinese pangolin), 2835 nucleotides long. RefSeq names its product inter-alpha-trypsin inhibitor heavy chain 3 (gene ITIH3). The coding region runs from base 47 to 2719 and encodes 890 amino acids. The record is from RefSeq and is a predicted model, not a curated record. Gene Ontology annotation, molecular function: serine-type endopeptidase inhibitor activity. NCBI's taxonomy places the organism in Eukaryota, Metazoa, Chordata, Mammalia, Pholidota, Manidae. Gene Ontology annotation, biological process: hyaluronan metabolic process. The transcript has 22 exons.